This is a messenger RNA of Anisakis simplex (herring worm), 240 nucleotides long. The record is from the annotation of a GenBank genome assembly. NCBI's taxonomy places the organism in Eukaryota, Metazoa, Nematoda, Chromadorea, Rhabditida, Anisakidae.
AUGGAUCGAUUGAAAAAGUUUUUAACCGAUAAAAAGGUGUCAAAAUCAUUCAAAAGAGCUGGCACAGGACAUCGUUUGACAGAGGACACAUCGAAAUAUGCGAGUAUCCAAGCGGGUAGUAUGCAGAGAGGUGCUUCUUCACAGUCGCAGGAUCGUCCAGAAACGUCAGUUGAGAGGAUUGCGGCUGCAGAUGUGGCCGCACAAGCUGCCUACAAACGUAUGAAUUUAGGUGCGAAGAAU